GCGGGAAAAAAUGGGUGUGAAGCGUAUUUGUGGCCAUUGUGUGGCUCUGCUGGCGGCCUUUGCCCUCCUCAGCAUCGCCAUCCGGACGGCCGGGGUGGCGGCCACCCCAGAGGGUGACGUUGUUGAGCUCUGGGCACAGAAGUUUGGCGAUGAAUUGUGGGAACUUGGCCAGAAAAUGACGAAAUCACCGGAGAUUCAAGCGAAAUACAAAGCCUACAACGCUCGCGUAGAGCCGAAGGACGGCGAGAGUCUGAUCCAGUCGAUUGUGGAGAAUGUGGGCAGGAUGUUCAUCCGGAAGAUGGAUGCGGUCAAGUGCAUCUUGCACGUGGCUGAGGAAGUGUCUGAGCAGUUUGAGUUCAACGAGACGUAUCCGGGCAACUUCUCCUACUACUCCAGCAAGUACAGCAGCAUCUACGGCAAGGAGCGCGACGUGGAGCUGCCGGAGUCCAUUCAGAACAACGCCUUCAUGUACGAGGAGAUGUAUCUGGAUCAGGACACGCACUUCUACAACAUCUCAGUCAACACCACUCACAGUUCAGUGCACGUGCCAACAAAUGUAUACGAUCGAUCGAAUCGCGUGAUGGAAGCGCUGCAGUGGUCAGAGGCGCUGGACGAAGUGUUUGUGCAGAACUACAACUCGGAUCCUGCGCUGUCCUGGCAGUACUUCGGCUCCUACACAGGACUGCUCAGGCACUAUCCCGCCAUGGAGUGGGAGGGCGAGGAGGUGGACGUUUACGACUGCAGAAGACGCUCGUGGUACAUCGAGACGGCCACUUGCUCCAAGGACGUCGUCAUUCUCCUGGACAACUCGGGAUCGAUGACGGGCUUCAGGAACUACAUCGCACAGCUCACGGUCAAGAGUGUCCUCGACACCUUCAGCAACAAUGACUUCAUCAACAUCUACAACUACUCGAGCGAGAUUCAGGAACUCGUGCCGUGCUUCAAUGACAUGCUGGUCCAGGCGACUCCUGAGAACAUUGAAGUCUUCAAUGAUGCUGUCCAGGGAUUGGAGCCCGAAGGAUACGCCAAUGUCACGAAAGCCUUCAUUCGAGCCUUCAAACUCCUGGAGAAGUACCGAGAUAUCCGACGAUGCAAUGAGUCGACGACAGGAUGCAAUCAAGCGAUCAUGCUGAUCACCGACGGAGUUCCUGGCAAUCUCACAGAGGUGUUCAACCAGUGGAAUAGAGUACAAGUGAACAAUGAGACGAAGACUCCCGUCAGGAUAUUCACGUACCUUCUGGGAAAGGAAGUGACGAAAGUGAGAGAGAUUCAGUGGAUGGCGUGUCUCAACAGAGGCUACUAUUCGCACAUUCAGACGCUGGAUCAGGUGCAGGAGGAAGUCCUGAAGUAUGUCACAGUCAUAGCGACUCCUCUCGUCCUGCAAGGAGUGGAGCAUCCUCCAACAUGGACUCACGCUUUCGCGGACAAAGCCUACAAACAAGAAGACGACGACGUUCCUCCGAGACUCAUGAUAGCCGUGGGAGUGCCAGCCUAUGACCACGAAUAUGAUCCAAUUCGGAACGUCACGAGGAGUAUAAGUCUCUUGGGAGUGGCAGGAACAGAUGUUCCCAUUGAAGAUAUUGACAAACUCACGUUGCCUUACAAACUCGGGGUGAAUGGAUACUCUUUCAUCAUCAGUAACAAUGGUUACGUUCUCCUCCAUCCGGAUCUCAGGCCAACACACAAGGGUAUCCUUAAGCCAAACUACAAUAGCAUAGAUUUCACCGAAGUGGAGCAGUUCGAGGAUGAUCGCGAGGGAAGGGAUCCAGGAGAUGAUCUCCUGGAGCUCAGGGAGAGUCUAGUCAACACUGUGACGGGGAAAAUGGUGAAAAUCCCCGUGAGAUAUCACUAUGACAAGAUGCGCAGGGUGUCUCCGGAGGUGCAGGACUACUACUUCGCUCCGCUGGUCAACACUCCGUUCUCCCUUGGCCUGGCGCUGCCGCACGAUUACGGCAACACGUGGAUCAAGGUUGGCGACGAGAUCAAGAGGAAUCAGCACAUGGGCGUGAAUAUCUCGGAUUUCUUUGUCGGCGAGAACUGGAAAAUCCAUCCCGACUGGGUGUACUGCAAGUAUCACUAUCUGGAAGGGCACGAGUUCAAGACGCCCGAAGCGGAAUUGAGACACUUCCUGAAGAAGCUCUACGAUCCACAGUGGACGUGGUCGCAACAGUACGAACCUGAUGUUGGCUUUGACACCGCGGAUUCGACUGAACCAAACUGCGGCCGGAAGACACUCGAUGAUGAUGCAUAUUACUGCAAUCGCGAAUUGGUUCAAUUGCUGGUGUUCGAUGCCAAAGUCACAAACACUUCUUAUCGCGAAUGGCGCUUCGAGUCCGCGUCGGAGAAGGAGCUGAUUCAGCGUUACAACGCCACGCUGCGCUUCGUGGCCACCAUGAGUGGUCUCACGAGGUGGCAAUUCAUCUUCGGCGAGGUGGAAGUCGACACUGAUCGCGAGUUCGGCGACUACCACACGACGGCCAUCGAUGAGACGUGGUACAAGAGCGCCAUUCUGCAGCACAAGAUCGAUCCGCAGAGCUUCGUCUACUCCGUCCCGCACGCCAGCGAUCCGGCCGAAGAGGGAGAGCUCAAGGUGACGGCGUCUCAUGCCAUCUUCCCCAGGGAUGGCGGCCUGGAAGCGCCCGGCGCCGUCGUUGGCUUCCAGUUCUCGCAUCAACUCAUGUACGAACGCUUCAUGGAGCUGACUUCGAAGACCAACUGCAUUGACUGCAUGAAGAGUUGCGAAUCGGACGAGCAGGAUUGCUACGUGAUUGACAAUAACGGCUACGUGAUCCUUUCGGAGACGCAGAACGACACGGGGCGCUUCUUCGGGGAGUUGGAGGGAGCCGUGAUGGAGGCGAUGGUGGAAGCGGGCAUCUACAAGAGCAUCACCGUCUACGACUGGCAGGCGCUGUGCUUCGAGGAAGUCAUGGUGUCCAGCGACAGCCACUUCCUCAUCUCUCCCUUCAAGCUCCUCGUCCUGACCAUGGACUGGCUGUUCACGGAGUUCGUGCUGCAUCUGUCCAAGCUGCACAUGUGGCUGGUGGAGGGCGUUCCGCUGGACGACGUGUAUGAUGACUACGACACAGCCACGCUGCCCACGAAGAAGCUGCGCAAGGGCCAGAACCAGGAGGAGGAGGACUACUUCAAUCGCCCCAAGGAGAUCAAGUACGAGACGCACCACUACGCGUGUGACAAGCAGUCGCAGCUGUUCGUCCUGAACCAGAGCAUGUUCAUCCAGGGCAACGGCUUCUCAGGCGAGGGACCAAGGAACUGCUCCCGUCCCUACUACAUCAAGCGCAUCCCGCACUCCAAUCUCGUCCUCGUCGUGGUGAACACGAUGCACUCCAGCUGCUAUCGCUUCCUCACCGCCGAGCCGCAGGUCAUCGAGUACACGGUGGAGUUCCCCUGCCACAAGCUCGCGAUGAACUACCUGCCGCGCCGGCGUCUGGAGGAGUGCUUCACGGAACAUCCGGACGAGGAGGAGAUGACCUACUGCGGCUCCGCCGCCGACCACCUUCCGUCAAUUGUGGCAUUUGGCAUUGGCCUCCUCCUGAUCCUCUCCCUCCACUGAAAGCCUUCACUUUUAGACGACUUUUUCCGCAUUAGGGCCGGCACGCGUCCCUCCAGCACAGGGUACACGAGGAGGCAUUAGCGUGGUUUCUGGUUUUGGCCGCUUCUCUCUUCAGUGGGCGGGGCAAACGAGUGGGCGGAGCUCUGGCGUUUGAUUGAAAACCAGAAAAUACUCAUUUUAAUCCAUCCAUUAAAUGUUUUAAACGCAUUUCCACCAUUUUUAGGUACUCAAAUUGAAAGAAAAAAGAAUAAAGAAGCUUUCCUAGUCAUUUUUUCAUGUCCUUCACAGAUGCUCCGCCCAGUCUGUCUGACACAAAACCACCAACGACAGUUAAUGCCCAAGAUGGUGAACAUUAGAAUUGCGUAAACAAUGUGGUUGUAGCUGAUAUAUAUAUAUAUUUAAAAAGGUGUAACAGGAGAAAAAAAAAUGUAGCAAAAUCAAAUAUUUUCAGUGUAGAUAGAGUGAGAUUUUAUUCGUUUGUGUAAAAAGAAAAAAAUCAAAUUUGGGGGGCUUUUCAGGAAAUAUGGAUGUGAAAAGGCCAAAAAGAAGUCAAGUUUAGUUAUAAAAAAUUAAGUGUUAAAAAAUUUUCUAGAUAAAGAAGAAAGAUAUUAGACAAUCGAUUUUAUUUGUUGUUUCAUGUGGAAAUUAAUUUUUGCGAAAAGGAAAUUGUGGGAAAAUUUUUGAAAGAAAACUAUAAUGUAGUUUAAGAUAAAUAAGGAAAUCUUAUGAGAAACUCCCCAAAAUUGUGUACCUCAAAUAUUAGAAAAAACCUCCUGUUUUUUUUUCCUAAUAAAGACACACGACAAAAGAGAACACCAAGUCCUUGUAAAAUAGAAAGAAA
This is a messenger RNA of Phlebotomus argentipes, 4412 nucleotides long. RefSeq names its product voltage-dependent calcium channel subunit alpha-2/delta-3 (gene Ca-Ma2d). NCBI's taxonomy places the organism in Eukaryota, Metazoa, Arthropoda, Insecta, Diptera, Psychodidae. The transcript has 7 exons. Bases 11 to 3571 code for a protein of 1186 amino acids. Gene Ontology annotation, molecular function: voltage-gated calcium channel activity. Gene Ontology annotation, cellular component: voltage-gated calcium channel complex. The record is from RefSeq and is a predicted model, not a curated record.